Molecule: messenger RNA, 1085 nt
Organism: Acanthoscelides obtectus
Lineage: Eukaryota; Metazoa; Arthropoda; Insecta; Coleoptera; Chrysomelidae
Source: the annotation of a GenBank genome assembly
UAUGGAUAGAACGAGACUCAGACUGUAUCUUCUUCUGUGUAUAUGUUUUGUGCCAGCAAGCACCCCAAGCAUUUUUGUAAAUAUUUUUUGUCAUAAUUCAUAUCACAUUAUCUUUUCAUCAUUUCUUAUCUCAUGCUCAUACGUGCCAAUUAAGUAUCUUCUAAGGUCCUCAUAAGUAUAAGGUGCCAAUUCAAGUCAGAACCGUUGGACAAACUAGCAUUUACGAAGCCGUUGAUAAUGGUUAAAAGACAACUUUUGUUGCUUUCUUCUUCAAGAGUUCACGGUUACGGAGGAUUUUUGGAGUACGCCUCCAAUGAUAUCUGCAAUAUUCUAACUGACAACAAUGUAUCGACUGUGUUAUUUAUUCCUUAUGCCAAAAGAAACCAUGAAGAAUAUCUACGAUUGGCUGAGAAACCAUUCAAAAAAUGGGGAUUUCAUAUAGCCAGUAUCCACACACAAGACCCACAAAAAGCAAUACAAGAAGCAGAGGCUAUUUUUAUAGGCGGUGGAAAUACAUUUAGGCUAUUGAAGACAUUAUAUGAGUUGGAUCUUGUGAAAGCAAUAAACAAAAGGGUUUUAGAAGAAGGAGUACCCUAUAUAGGUAGUAGUGCAGGUUCAAAUGUGGCAACCCGUAGCAUACAUACAACAAAUGAUAUGCCUAUAGUGUGGCCACCGAGCUUGUCGGCCUUGAAUCUGGUCCCGUUCUGUAUCAACCCCCACUUCCAAGACAAUCCUGAAAACAGUACGCACAUGGGGGAGACUCGCGAGGACAGGAUUCUAGAUUACCAGGAAGAACCAGACUCAAGCACAGUGCUGGGACUAAGGGAAGGAGCUACUCUCUAUGUCAAGGAUAACCAGGCGGUCAUCAAGGGAAUUCAUGGGGGCAGGCUGUAUAUAAGGGGCGCAGAACCCAAAGAAAUAAAAGUGGGCAGUGAUAUCAGCUACUUAUUACAGUAAUAAAAUACGAACCUAUGGACCAAAAAUAACCAACCUGCAACAAAUAAGUCUUGUCUGAAAGUGAUUUAUAAUGUAUCUAAAAGAUGUUAAACUGAUUUUUGAAAUAUAAGAAGCACAUUUUUUUCAGA